GCUAUCGUACGUAGGUAAAAGGGUACGAAACAUCCAAUGACGUUAUUAAUUGAAAAAAAAAACACGUACAUAAGUUUCUUAUCUUGAUAAUUGGUAAUGUUAUGUUAAAUAAAACAGCGAUUGUGCUUCAUUAUUACUUUUAAGUCAGUCUCAAGAUGGCGUUGAAGACCGGAGCAAGUUUUGUCAAAUUAAAUGCUUUUCGACGGGCUGCUAGGGCUAUCGAUGUCAAAAGUAGUGAUGUGAGAAAAAGAUCGAUAACAAAUAUCGUGAAAUGGCUUUUGUCGACGCGUACGAGGCCCGAAACGGCACAGAAUGGCGGUGGUAAGAUAGCAAAAUUUCCUGGCGCAAGAGCACCGUACGUGAGUGAAAUGAAAUUCUUCAACGAAACUAGUUACGAGCCAAUUCCGAUUUAUCGAGUUAUGGAUAAUAACGGACAGAUCAUCGACAAAAAUGAAGAACCGAACUUGGAUAAGGCUACGCUGAUUAACAUGUACAAAACCAUGGUACAACUGAGCCAUAUGGAUAAAAUUCUAUAUGAAUCACAAAGACAAGGCCGCAUUUCAUUUUAUAUGACCAACUACGGCGAGGAGGGCAUCCACAUAGGCAGCGCCUCGGCACUCUCACCGAAAGAUUUGGUCUUCAGUCAAUACAGAGAAGUAGGAGUGUUUUUAUACCGAGGGAUGACUGUGACGGAACUUGUGAACCAGUGUUACGGAAACUGCGAGGAUCCCGGGAAAGGGAGACAGAUGCCGGUCCAUUACGGAAGCAAGCACCACAACAUGGUCACAAUAUCUAGUCCAUUAGGAACACAAAUGCCCCAGGCGGUUGGAGCCGCUUAUGCCUACAAAAGAGUCCCGAAUAACGACCGCUGCGUGAUCUGCUACUUCGGUGACGGCGCUGCCUCGGAGGGCGAUGCUCAUGCGGCUUUCAACUUUGCCGCUACGUUAGAUUGUCCUGUUAUUAUGCUGUGCAGAAACAACGGCUACGCGAUAUCUACACCCACAAGCGAACAAUACCGCGGAGACGGCAUCGCUUCUCGGGGACCAGCCCUGGGGCUCCACACGCUCAGAGUCGACGGGACCGACACUCUUGCGGUACACAAUGCUGUGAAGAGAGCUAGAGACUUUACCGUAGCCAACAACAAGCCAGUACUCAUUGAAGCUAUGGCCUAUCGUGUCGGGCAUCAUUCAACGUCUGACGAUAGCAGCGCGUACAGGUCGGUGGAGGAGAUACAAAAGUGGACCAAAGAUGAGAGUCCUUUGCAGAAGUUCAAGCUUUAUCUCGAACAUAAAGGUUACUGGGACGCGGAGACUGAGAAGGCCUGGAGUAAGGAAGCAAGGGAUACAGUGGUUAGAACCAUGCAGGAAGCGGAAAAGAAAAAGAAACCAAACUGGAAAGAGAUGCUAGAAGAUGUCUACUAUGAAAUGCCACCCAGGCUUCAAAAACAAAUGAAGCAAAUGGAGGAACAUCUAAAGAAGUAUCCAGAGCAUUACCCGCUCAAUCAACACGAGAGCGAUUGAAUAAAUACUGCCGAUAUUCACAUUGUUCAAAUUAUUUUUAUGGUUUACUGUCUUUUCGGUGUUUUUAUUCUAUUUACUGUUUGAAUAUUCUUCAGUUUCAACUCGAGAUAAACCGCAAAAGUAAUUUAAAAAAUAAAUAAACACUACUUAUUCUUAAUGAUCUGUUUUGG
Bombyx mandarina (wild silkworm) is the source of this 1690-nucleotide messenger RNA. It is a transcript of the gene BckdhA, whose product is annotated as Branched chain keto acid dehydrogenase E1 subunit alpha. Gene Ontology annotation, cellular component: oxoglutarate dehydrogenase complex. The record is from RefSeq and is a predicted model, not a curated record. Lineage: Eukaryota; Metazoa; Arthropoda; Insecta; Lepidoptera; Bombycidae. Gene Ontology annotation, biological process: branched-chain amino acid catabolic process. Gene Ontology annotation, molecular function: oxidoreductase activity, acting on the aldehyde or oxo group of donors, disulfide as acceptor.